This is a messenger RNA of Gossypium raimondii (Peruvian cotton), 1116 nucleotides long. Its product is annotated as ras-related protein RABH1e. The record is from RefSeq and is a predicted model, not a curated record. NCBI's taxonomy places the organism in Eukaryota, Viridiplantae, Streptophyta, Magnoliopsida, Malvales, Malvaceae. Gene Ontology annotation, molecular function: GTP binding; GTPase activity. The transcript is spliced from 6 exons. The coding region runs from base 203 to 850 and encodes 215 amino acids.
CGUGCCCUCUAUUUAUGGAAGGGAUUAAACUCAACCUUUCCUUUCAUUUUCUUCUGUCUCUUUGAAUAUUUCCAUUUCCAUCCAAAUAAUAAUAACGAUAAUAAACAUAAUUUCAAUUUUUCUUCAUUGCAGAAUCAGAUCUGCAACUCUCUGUUUAUAAUUUUUUCUAAAAAAAAGUAGAGUGAAGAAAUUUGAAAAAAAAAUGGCGACAGUCUCUCCUUUGGCGAAAUACAAGCUGGUAUUCUUAGGCGAUCAAUCCAUCGGCAAAACCAGCAUUAUCACCCGCUUCAUGUACGACAAAUUCGACACCACUUACCAGGCCACCAUUGGAAUUGAUUUUUUAUCAAAAACAAUGUAUCUUGAAGAUCGAACGGUUCGUUUGCAGCUUUGGGAUACUGCUGGGCAGGAGAGGUUUAGGAGUCUUAUUCCGAGUUAUAUCAGAGAUUCUUCUGUUGCAGUAAUUGUCUAUGAUGUAGCUAGUGACCCCAAUUAUAUCCUUGCAGAUAGGCAAUCAUUUUUGAACACCUCCAAAUGGAUGGAGGAGGUACGCACAGAACGAGGCAGUGAUGUCAUUAUUGUUCUUGUUGGGAACAAAACUGAUCUAGUUGAUAAAAGGCAGGUCUCUAUAGAGGAAGGAGAUAGCAAAGCUCGUGAAUUAGGAGUCAUGUUUAUAGAAACCAGUGCAAAAGCGGGAUUCAAUAUCAAGCCUCUAUUCCGGAAAAUCGCGGCUGCCUUACCGGGGAUGGAAAGACUUUCUUCAACAAAACAAGACGACAUGGUGGAUGUGAACUUGAAAUCCACCGUCAAUUCUUCCCAGAUAGAGCAACAAGGAGGUGGUUGUGCAUGUUAAAGACAAAUAUGUAGAAAAAAGAAGCAUUCAAACAUGGUUUUAUUUCAACCACCAAAUACAAAGGUAAACGAAGAACAGAAUCCCUCAAUUUAAAAAAAAUAAAUUUCAGGAAUCUAGUCCUUGAUUUUGAUAGUAGUUUAUGGAAGUAAUGUAUCGUAGAAAUUAGAGUUAAAAUAUAUUUUCCAGUAUUUUAUUGAUCUCAGGAAAUUACUUCUAGGAUUGACAUUUGGAGAUCUUUAAUGCUUAUACUGAUUCUUUCAUUAGAA